AUGUCAAAUCGUGAGCCGGCCUAUCAUCAGUUUCUUCGCGAAUUCCAUGAUGUGACUGCCUCGGAAACAGGGCCAGAGGCUGGCGAGGCAUUCUGCGAAACUGCACAAGAGAUGGCCCUGUGGGUGUAUUUACCGCACCUUGGUAUCCUGAUGGACUUUCUUAUGACAUCGUCAGGCAAAACAACAAAUUUUCGAGUGAGGGAUCUAGCUCUCUCAUUUGCACAAUCUGAUGGCCCGUGA
Haemonchus placei is the source of this 240-nucleotide messenger RNA. Lineage: Eukaryota; Metazoa; Nematoda; Chromadorea; Rhabditida; Trichostrongylidae. The record is from the annotation of a GenBank genome assembly.